UUUGCGCACCUCGGGGCGCGGAUUCACAUUCCAGGCGGUGUCUCGUGAUGUCAGUGACGACAAUGAAAAUAUUUUCAGCAUUUUACUUCCUUCUUCACCGUCGCUAUAAGAGAGAGGUCCUGGUCCAGCGUCUCUCUGAGCCACACAGCGAGCGAUCCCAGCGAGGCCAUGGGUCAUAGCGAGCGUGACUCCCAGUGAGAGUGUGGACAGUGGGAUGAGCUGCUUCAUCUGCCUGGGCACGUUCGUCUGCCCCUCCACGCUGAGCUGCGGACACUCGUUCUGCCUGCGGUGCCUGGAGGCCGCCUGGGAGACGGCGAGCAGCUUCCGCUGCCCGCAGUGUCGAGCGACCUUCCCUGUGCGACCCCAGCUGAGGAGGAACGUGGCCCUCGCCAACCUGGCGGAGCAGCUCAGAGUUGCAGACGGGAUGGCCGCGGCCGUCGUAUGUGACAACUGCGCUGAUGGCCACACUCCUGCAGUGAAGACCUGCCUGAGAUGUGAGAUGUCCUUCUGUGCGACGCACUUGAGGCCUCACGUGGAGAAUCCCAGGCUGAGUGAUCACGUCCUGGUGGCUCCCAUCGCGAACCUGGAGGAGCGAAGAUGCAAGGAGCACAGAGAGGAGCUGAAGUACUUCUGUGAACAGGAUAAGAUCCCGGUCUGCACAGGCUGCACCAUCACUGGAGACCACCCCGGACACAGAGUCAUCACAGUGGAAAAAGCGCAACAGACAAGACAGGAGGAGCUCAGAGUCAAGAAGGAGGGGGGAGAGGAGAAGAGGAACACGGCGGCGUCACGGGCACGGACACUCAGGGACGACUACCGAUACGUGGAGGAGUCUGUGCGUGGGACCAAGGCGCGGAUCAGCCGAGAGUUUGAGCGCCGGAGGAAGCAGCUGACGGAGGAGGAGAGGGAGGCGCUGGAGCGCGUGGACGAGGAGGGCCGCUCCGUGCUGUCCCGCAUCCAGGCGGACAUCGCUCGCUACGAGAGCAGAGCACGCGGCCUGGAGCAGGAGAUCAACCAGCUGCUCGCCGCCCUCGCCGUGCAGGACCCGCUCUCCUUCCUGCAGGAUCCCCUGCAUGAGAGUCUCAGGAGCUCGGACUCGCAGGGGACCCAGGAUGCGCCUCCUCCCACAUUCAGUCCCCAAGAGCUCACAGAGGUCAUCUCGCUAGGAGGAGUGAAUACGAUGCGCGUGGCUCUCGUGUAUGGACGCUCACCGACUCUGGACACAAACUCAGCCCACCACUGCCUCCAGAUUUCCUCGGAUCUCAGGACGGCGACGUUGAGCGAUGUCCCCCAGGGUCGCCCCCAUCACCCACACCACUUUGAGUGCCGGCUACAAGCCCUGUGCUCUGAGAGCUUCUCGUCGGGUCAGCACUACUGGGAGGUGGACGUGGGGAGCGUGAGGUGGGGGUAUCGGGUUGGAGUCGCGUACGGGACGAUCCCACGGAGAGGGGAUGGUGAUGAGUGCCUCUUGGGAGGGAGCGACGUCUCCUGGUGUCUACGGAAAGCUGACGACAGCUUCUCAGUGCUGCAUGGCGGGGUAGUGACGUCACUGUCGGUGCCGCAGCCUCCGCGGAGAGUCGGGGUCCACCUGGACUGGGACGCGGGGCUGCUGUCGUUUUACAGCGCCGACUCCAUGGCGCUGUUGCACUCGUUUAAUAAAACUUUCACUCAGCCCCUACACCCUGGGUUGCUGGUGUGGGGUGGUGUUGGUGACUCAGUGACGAUUGUGGAUCUGAGUGGCGCGUCCUGAGAGAGGUGAACGUGAACAGCGCAGAGGGCAGACGCCACCACGACGCACGGCGCUCGCCACCCUCGUCACCGCCACGCGCGGCGCCACGCCCGUGAUUGGCUGGUGGCUGUCGGUGGCUAGGGGCUGCGUGGCUCUCCAUCACAACGGGGGGAGCUGAGCGUAAACAAUCCUCACAACCUUCAUGGGGGGGGGGGUGAUAAAAUAAGUACUGCUCUGUGUGUGUGUGUGAAGCCAACGUGCAUGUAUUCACCCUGCCAGAGGAGUGUGACUGUAGUGUAGGGUGCAGUGAUUAGCAAUGGUGAACUGGGAUGUGUUUAUACACUGGUGGUGUCAUGGGUUGUGGGAGAGACGCAAGAACAACAAUAAUAAUAUUAAUAAUAAAAAGUAUAAAUGUACGCGUACGACAGUGGCAAUGUAACGCUUGUAUCGUCGAUUCUACAAUAAAAAUACAGAACACAACAACAACAAUGUAGUUGUGUACAGCGUCAUUCGUGCUCACUGCAUCCCGCAACGCUGUUCAUUAAUUAAACACGAGCACCAAAUCCUCUACACAGCCACUGCCAAGCAAAUUAAAUCUACAAAUUAAUAAACAAAUAAAGAGACGGCGCCAAACACAAAAGGCGCCAACAAUGUCCGAGCUUCUUGGUUC
Messenger RNA from Lethenteron reissneri (Far Eastern brook lamprey), 2399 nucleotides. Its product is annotated as E3 ubiquitin-protein ligase TRIM11-like. Gene Ontology annotation, molecular function: zinc ion binding; protein binding. Lineage: Eukaryota; Metazoa; Chordata; Hyperoartia; Petromyzontiformes; Petromyzontidae. The record is from RefSeq and is a predicted model, not a curated record.